AUGCAGACUGUGUAUGGCCAAAGGCGAAAGCUGACGUCUGAGUUCCCAUCUGGCAUGCCGUUGGGGGUACCAUUGAAGUCGCUAUGGAGUCCACAUGUCGUUGAGCAUGGCAAUAUGCCCAUCGAGCCAAGCUUCGGCGAGAUUGUGGAGGCUGUGGAGCACUUUCUGGAGUACAGCUUCGCUAGGGAGAUUGUUCCAGGACCAUAA
Molecule: messenger RNA, 207 nt
Organism: Fulvia fulva
Lineage: Eukaryota; Fungi; Ascomycota; Dothideomycetes; Mycosphaerellales; Mycosphaerellaceae
Exons: 1
Coding region: 1-207 (68 amino acids)
Source: RefSeq, a predicted model, not a curated record